AUGGCCGAAGCUAUUCUAUUCCCGUCACAGCCUAUGUUCAUGGUGGACCGGGGCUGGCAGCGCAGUCGGAAGAAGAAGACCAAGAACACGGUCCGCGUUGCUGAAUCGGAAGUCCAAAUAAAUGGUGUCCCUGAAAUCACGAUCACACUGGCGAAGCCCAGGUCCUCUAAAUCCAAAAGCCUGACCAGGACUGCCGAAGUCCAGCAGCGAAAUGUCAAGGCACAGUCCAUGGAGCAUGAGCCUCCAACAUCGAAGCAGAAGCAUGUAAGCAGGACCGCGAAGCAGGUAACGGCUAGGACCAAGACGCAAAGAUUAGGCCAGACAUCAACAACAUUGGCGAACGCAGUCCCGACAUCGGAUCUUCGGCGUCCAUCCGUGCUGAGCAUCGGUAUGACUGGUAGUUCAUCAUCGCUGUAUACGGUCAUAGAUCCUGAGGUCAGUGAUUUCCAGAGAUUUAUCAAUUACUAUCCGACCCGCCUAGCUUCUGCCUUGUUGCCCGUUAGUAAACAUGUCCGAUUCAACUCAAACCCGAUUCAGGACGUAUGGUUCCCAGCAGCCAUGAACGACGAGGUCCUACUUCACGUCAUUCUGUUCUGCUCGGCUUUACAUCAAUCUUGCAUGUUGGACUGUUCUGACUUUAGCGACUCAAAAGUCCUUCUCAAAGUCAUCCUCGACCGACUCAACCGCCGCAUGCAAGCUCGCAGAUAUUCCGACGAAACGAUAGGCGCCAUCUCAUGUCUGGCGCUCUGCGAAAACCAGUUGGGCAAUCACGCCAAGUGGGCCAUGCAUACUACAGGCAUGUCUGAAAUGAUCCAAAGCAGAGGAGGAAUUGCCGCCAUCCCCGAGGAAAUGCAGUUGAAGCUUUACCGAGCAGAUAUCAUCGGGGCCGUGGAUACGCUAUCAUCUCCGCGCUUGCCGCGCCCGAUCAGGACGUCAAAGUCUCUCUACCGCGCCAUUAACGUCGACAUACCGCCAACUGUGUCCCUGAUCAGCGAGCUGGCUGAUGCCGAUUUAACACCCAAUCUGUUCGACAUCUUCAUCGACUUGUCCUACUUCUGCCAAGCUCUGAACGUCGCAGCCAAAACUCAGAUCGCCGUUGACUCCAGGACAUACGAAGAGGAUGUGUUCUGCAUACAGUACGACCUGAUCACCUCUGUUAGAGCUAGCCAGAGAGGCAUCGAGUGCGCUUGCCGACUUGCGGCACUGGUGUUCAUGCAGAGCAUCAUGAAGGAAAUACCCUUCAUCAAGACAUCCUCCGGUAUUAUAUCGAGAGAACUCCAGCGUUCACUAUGGUGCCUGGAGGUAGAGCGCGAACCUGGCAGCUUGAUUUUCUGGACCCUGGUCAUGGGUGCUUUGGUCUCGUCUAGGACAAACGAGAAGGAAUGGUACCGAGACAAGCUAAGAGCAAUGGCAAGCUGGCCUGGCAAUUUGGUCAAUUGGCAGAACGCGAAAGCCAAACUGCAAGAGAUAGUAUGGAUCGAAAGUCUCCAGGAUCCUUUCGGACAGCAGCUCUGGCAUGAAGUCUUUGGAUGCUCCUAA
Molecule: messenger RNA, 1539 nt
Organism: Exophiala xenobiotica
Lineage: Eukaryota; Fungi; Ascomycota; Eurotiomycetes; Chaetothyriales; Herpotrichiellaceae
Exons: 2
Coding region: 1-1539 (512 amino acids)
Source: RefSeq, a predicted model, not a curated record